Molecule: messenger RNA, 1360 nt
Organism: Fukomys damarensis (Damara mole-rat)
Lineage: Eukaryota; Metazoa; Chordata; Mammalia; Rodentia; Bathyergidae
Product: keratin, type I cytoskeletal 10
Exons: 6
Coding region: 1-1335 (444 amino acids)
Cellular component (GO): keratin filament
Molecular function (GO): structural constituent of skin epidermis
Source: RefSeq, a predicted model, not a curated record
AUGUCUGUUCGGUACAGCUCCACGAGCAAGAAGUUCACUUCCUCCCGCAGCGGGUGCGGAGGAGGCGGCGGAGGGUCAAGCCACAGAAUCUCCUGCAGCAAAGGCUCCCUUGGGGGAGGGUAUAGCUCAGGGGCCUUCAGCAACAGCUCUUUCAGCCGUGGGAGCGCUGGUGGAGGUUGCUUUGGGGGCUCCUCAGGUGGCUAUGGAGGAGGAAUAGGAGGAGGUUUAGGUGGAGGCAGCUACUGCACGGGCUAUGUAGGUGGCAACUUUGGCGGAGUCUAUGGAGGAGGGAGCUACGGAGGAGGGAGCUUUGGAGGCGGCAGCUUUGGUGGAGGUGGCUAUGGAGGAAAUUUUGGUGGUGGACUUGGCGAUGGUGGCCUUCUCUCUGGAAAUGAAAAAGUAACCAUGCAGAAUCUGAAUGACCGCCUGGCUUCCUACCUGGACAAAGUCCGGGCUCUGGAAGAAUCCAACUACGAGCUGGAAGGGAAAAUCAAGGAGUGGUAUGAAAAACACGGCGGCUCAGGCCGGCGAGAGCCUCGGGACUACAGCAAAUUCUACCAAACCAUUGAUGACCUUAAAAACCAGAUCCUCAACCUGACAACUGACAAUGCCAAUAUCCUGCUGCAGAUCGACAAUGCCAGGCUGGCAGCUGAUGACUUCAGGCUGAAGUAUGAGAAUGAGGUGUCCCUGCGGCAGAGCGUGGAGGCCGACAUCAACGGGCUGCGCAGGGUGCUGGACGAGCUGACCCUCACCAAGUCCGACCUGGAGAUGCAGAUCGAGAGCUUCACAGAGGAGCUGCAGUACCUGAAGAAGAACCACGAGGAGGAAAUGAAAGACCUUCAAAACGUGUCCACCGGCGACGUGAACGUGGAAAUGAACGCUGCCCCUGGUGUCGAUCUGACCGAACUUCUGAAUAACAUGAGAAGCCAGUAUGAAGAACUUGCUGAGCAAAACCGUAAAGACGCGGAAGCCUGGUUCAUUGCAAAGAGCAAGGAAUUAAAUACCGAAAUUGACAGCAACAUUCAACAAAUGUCCAGCCAUAAAACUGAAAUCACUGAAUUGAGACGCACCGUUCAAGGCCUGGAGAUCGAGUUACAGUCCCAACUGGCUCUGAAACAAUCCCUGGAGGCCUCCUUGGCAGAAACAGAAGGCCGCUACUGUGUGCAGCUCUCACAGAUUCAGGCCCAGAUCUCCGUACUGGAAGAACAGCUGCAACAGAUCCGGGCCGAGACCGAGUGCCAGAACUCUGAAUACCAACAACUCCUGGACAUCAAGAUCCGACUAGAGAAUGAAAUUCAGACCUACCGCAGCCUGCUAGAAGGAGAGGGAAGGUAAACAGCAAAGUUGAAAAAUUAGCCCA